Molecule: messenger RNA, 953 nt
Organism: Carica papaya (papaya)
Lineage: Eukaryota; Viridiplantae; Streptophyta; Magnoliopsida; Brassicales; Caricaceae
Product: peptidyl-prolyl cis-trans isomerase CYP19-4-like
Biological process (GO): protein peptidyl-prolyl isomerization; protein folding
Cellular component (GO): intracellular membrane-bounded organelle; cytoplasm
Molecular function (GO): peptidyl-prolyl cis-trans isomerase activity; cyclosporin A binding
Source: RefSeq, a predicted model, not a curated record
ACGUCGUUUCUUAUCGGCCCAAUACUAACACCACCAAAAAUUCUCCGAGUGUUUUUGGAUCCCGAUUCGUUCCUGAGUCAACUCAAAAGUCAAGGUCCCGCCGGCCUUGGAAGCCCAGUACCGGAGUAGCGAGCAGAGAUGGCAACCACUACAACCACGGGAAGAUUGGUUUCGCUUAUUAUCUUGUGGUUUCUUUUUCUUUUUGGAGUACUGGUUCUCAUCCAGAAUCGACUGAGCGAUGCUGGAAUCUCAACAGAGCAGAAAAUUGGAGAUAAUAACCUUAAUCAGGUAGAAAAGGAUAUGGAAGGAGUAACACACAAAGUUUUCUUUGAUAUCGAGAUUGAUGGAAAACCAGUGGGUCGUGUAGUCAUGGGCCUCUUCGGGAAAAUAGUUCCUAAAACUGCAGAAAACUUUCGAGCACUUUGCACGGGGGAAAAAGGAGUUGGAAAGAGCGGAAAGCCUCUCCAUUACAAAGGGAGCACCUUCCAUAGAAUUAUCCCUAGCUUCAUGAUUCAGGGUGGUGAUUUUACUCGUGGUGAUGGACGAGGUGGGGAGUCAAUUUAUGGUGAGAAAUUUGUUGAUGAGAACUUCCAGCUCAAGCACACUGGACCUGGAGUCUUGUCCAUGGCAAAUUCCGGGCCAGACACCAAUGGAUCACAAUUCUUCAUUACAACGAUAACAACAAGCUGGUUGGAUGGCCAUCACGUGGUGUUUGGUAAGGUGCUUUCUGGGAUGGAUGUGGUGUACAAAAUUGAAGCAGGAGGAAGAAAGAGCGGGACCCCAAAAAGAAAAGUUGUCAUUUUAGACAGCGGUGAAAUGCCACUGUAAUAAUCUCCGGCUAUAUUUUUUGUUUGUCAUACAUGAAUACUGUAUGUCAAGGUUCAAUAACAGUGGUCUUUCCAAAUGUAUAAUACAAUUGCAUAAGAAAUAUAAGCUUUUAUAUUUCUCUCCUU